AUGUUCACAAGCACCCACAUCCCCAAUAGUUUGGCCUCUCCCUCCCCUUCUGUGGCCGCCUCAGUGGAAACUUCCAAUGUCAAAACCAGAAGGCUCUAUCAAGUUUGGAAAGGAAACAAUAAAUUUCUAUGUGGUGGAAGAUUAGUGUUUGGUCAGGAUGCAUCAUCUCUUUAUUUAACAUCGUUCCUGAUUGGAGGUCCUGCAAUAACAUUCUGCAUAAGAAUGCUAUUAACAUUAAAAGAUGAAGAUCCUCUCUUUAGCCAACCUGUACUGAUUGCGGGAGCGGUUCUCACAAUUUUGGUUGGUAAAGAUUUUAUGUUUCUCUUCAUGACAUCUGGUAGAGAUCCCGGAAUUAUUCCCAGGAAUGCAACACUACCUGAUUCAGAUGACUUAGACACAAAUACAGCAUCCAUGGAGUGGGUAAACAAUAAGACCCCUAAUCUGAAAUUGCCCAGAGUGAAGGAUGUGAUAGUGAAUGGCCACACCGUGAAGGUGAAAUUCUGUGACACUUGCUUGCUGUAUCGUCCACCACGCGCUUCCCAUUGCUCUAUCUGCAAUAACUGUGUGCAGAAGUUUGAUCAUCACUGCCCUUGGGUUGGUCAGUGUAUUGGAUCACGUAACUAUCCAUUCUUCAUAUGUUUCAUAUCAUCAUCAACCUUGUUGUGUAUAUACGUAUUUGCAUUUUCUUGGGCUAACCUUCUUCGGCAAAAGGGUAGAUUGUUGGUCAUCAUGUCACAUGAUAUUCUAUCGGUUACUCUCAUUGUGUAUUGCUUCAUAGCUGUUUGGUUCGUGGGAGGGCUAACAGUGUUCCAUCUUUAUUUGAUUUCUACCAACCAGACAACUUACGAAAAUUUCCGGUACCGCUAUGAUAAGAAGGAAAAUCCAUAUACAAAAGGACUAAUGGCAAACUUCAAUGAACUUUCCUGUGCUAAGAUCCCAAGAAAAUUGGUCAAUUUCAGAGAAUUAGUUGAGGUGGAGGAUGAUGUUCAAGAUAUGUCCUAUACUUCGGAUCUUGAAAAAGGUUUUAUGAACCCAAAACAAAAAUUCGACAUGGAAAUGGGAACAAUGUAUGGCAAGGAAGGCAUGCGAGAUCCUGGCAUUUUAAAGGAUUUGGAUUACACUGACAUUGAUGAUCACCUGAAGAAGAAGGCAGGAGAAAAAGAAGGUACAUAUGAAAUUUUUGUUCCUGUUGAUCAACGGAAAUCCAAAACUACAGGAGAUAACACUCAUGAAGAAAGGAAGUAG
Abrus precatorius (Indian licorice) is the source of this 1245-nucleotide messenger RNA. RefSeq names its product probable protein S-acyltransferase 1. Gene Ontology annotation, biological process: protein targeting to membrane; peptidyl-L-cysteine S-palmitoylation. Gene Ontology annotation, molecular function: protein-cysteine S-palmitoyltransferase activity. Bases 1 to 1245 code for a protein of 414 amino acids. The record is from RefSeq and is a predicted model, not a curated record. Lineage: Eukaryota; Viridiplantae; Streptophyta; Magnoliopsida; Fabales; Fabaceae. Gene Ontology annotation, cellular component: endoplasmic reticulum; Golgi apparatus. The transcript has 5 exons.